CUCGUAUCUUGUCCAAAUGCUACUUUAAAUUUUCUUCUGCAUCCUUCCUUGGAUUAGCUCUGCAGCAUUAGUUCGCUUCUUCGGCUCGUAAUAGCCUGUCAAGUUCACUCGUUCUUCCUGUUUCAUUGGAUCGUGCCUGAAUGUUCAGACGUUCAUUGUUCUAUCUCGGCCUAUCCAUUCAUCUUCACCCUCUCUCGAGGUCAUACAUACCUCAAAUCACUGUCACUAAUGUCCUGUUCUUGACAGCAAUACCCUGUACAGGUUUGGCCACAAGCCAAUGCCAAGUCAGUCUAUGAUCCUCGGCCUUCAAAACGAAUCGAAAUUCACAAGGAUUCUUUCGAGCCUUAUCAGUGUUCUAGGCUUCCCCUCACCAGUCCUCAAAAAAAUCUCCACAUGGGCUUAGGGCACGAUGGGAACAUGACGCCUGAAGUCGUAAUUGCUCCACCCAGAAAACAACCCAACAAACCCUGCUGCAACUUGCAUCAAGUUCUUGCAUUCACUUCCGUCGUCUAGACAGACUUUUACCCUCACCCCGACCGACUACGAAUUGCGAAUAUCCCAGUCCUCUUCGCGCAACCCGCCACGGCAUUUGCUGACUGGACUACCGGAUCCUCCCAUCCCCGCCCAAUUACAGAGUACACUCUGCGAGACUCCUGGUCCUCAAUCCCGAUUGCAUGUGCACCUAUCCACCCACUAUGCUUUCUGUAUAACACCCAAACAUGUCGUCAGCCUCAAAUACGGGCAGGCAGCAUGCCCGCCAUAGCUCCACCUUUUCCAAGGCCGUCUCUCGAGCCUCAAUGUCUGCCGCAUCUCCCUCGAGAAAACCCCAAGAUGAUUCCUCCAUAGACGAGUCGAACCCUGCGUCAAUCACUGACCGUCCCAACCCUCCUCGACGUGCUCGAGCGGGUUCAGCCUCCAGCCAAACCGUCGCCAGAACCCCCGCGAGAAGUUUCUAUCGCCGUUCAUUUCAUGGUCAACUUGAUCCUCCUCAAUACUCCUCUUCUGCCGACCUCCGAGAAGAAACCGCAGAGCUGGCUGCCUUUGCCCUCAACGACAGUGCUUCCUACCUUGGCAGCUCCCCGCCAGCCUCGGACGCAUCUUCAGAUGAUGGACACCCAGAUCCAAUUCAAGAAGUCUCAGAACCAGUCUCCCCCCAGGAGUCAGAAGACGGCCAACCCCAAGAUCCCAUAUCUGAGCUCACCAUGAUGAUCCAAAAUGCUCCGCAAGACGAGCCUGAAUCAGCUCCAAAUGGCCACGAAAAGAACAAACAUGUACAAGAUUCUCCUCAGACGAGAACAAGAGAAGACAACAUCCAGCCUGCAGAACCCAGUGAGCGGACACGCCUUCUUGGAGACCGGAGGUCUUCCGUCCAGUAUGGCCAGUUGAAUGACCUUGAACGUCAACACCUAACCAAGAGGUCACAUCAGGACAAAUGGAGGAAGACGCUUGAGAACACAAAGGCAUGCCUCUACACGCUUUCUCAUCCAAAGACGUGGAACCCACGCACCAUUUACCACGAGGCCGUCGCCCACCCAGUCUCUCUUUUGCCUGCUGUUUUUCUCGGUCUACUCCUUAACAUUCUGGACGCUCUGUCAUAUGGGAUGAUUUUGUUCCCUUUGGGCAACGCAAUCUUCGACGACCUAGGUUCCGACGGCAUUUCAAUGUUUUAUGUCAGCACAAUUGUCGCUCAAAUCAUCUAUUCUUCCGGCGCCUCGGUUUUCCGAGGUGGCAUUGGUUCGGAAAUGAUCGAGGUCGUGCCAUUUUUCCACAAAAUGGCCUUUACAAUUCUCAACACAGUUGGCGAGGAUGAUCCAAAGUCUGUUCUGGCUACCACCAUCCUCGCCUUUUCCGUUAGCGCCGUACUUACCGGUCUCGUCUUUUUCUUGAUGGGAGCAUUUGGCCUGGGUUCCUUGAUUGGCUUUUUCCCUCGUCAUAUCCUGAUCGGUUGCAUCGGAGGUGUCGGUUGGUUUCUGGUGGCCACCGGACUCGAAGUCUCGGCCAGGUUGCCGGGGAACCUCGAAUACAAUUUCGACACUCUGAAGCAACUGUUUCGCGGAGAUACCAUCCUCCUCUGGGUCAUUCCUCUUGUGCUCGCCGUCAUCUUGAACAUUUUCCAGCGCUUUGUCAAGUCAAAUCUACUGGUCGGCGGCUAUUUCAUCUCCGUCGGUGCCAUCUUCUACUUUUUCAAGUUUGCCCUGGACAUCCCAAUGAGUACCUUUCACUCUCACGGCUGGGUCUUUGACCCCCCUCCAGCCGGAAACCCCUGGUAUCAUUUCUACACCUUGUAUGACUUCAAGGCUGUUCAUUGGGGAGCAUUAGCCGACACCAUUCCUGCAAUGUUUGCUCUGACCUUUUUUGGUGUCUUGCAUGUCCCCAUCAAUGUCCCUGCUCUUGGAAUUUCCACCGGAGAAGAUAACCUCAAUGUCGACCGCGAAUUGGUCGCUCAUGGUCUAUCAAAUUGCGUCUCUGGACUUUUUGGAAGUGUCCAGAAUUAUUUGGUGUACACAAACAGCCUGUUGUUCAUGGACAGUGGAGGCAACGACCGGUUAGCAGGUCUAAUGCUCGCAGCUGCCACCUUUGGAAUUCUUUUGGCGGGCCCUGUCAUUAUCGGCUUCAUCCCCAUCAUGGUUGUCGGAGCUCUCAUCUUCCUCCUCGGAAUUGAACUGCUCGAAGAGGCUCUGGUCGGAACCUGGGGAAAGGUUCACAAACUGGAAUACACCACCAUUGUCAUCAUUGUCGUCACUAUGGGGGUUUGGGAUUUUGUCGUCGGCAUUUUGGUCGGUAUUUUGUUGGCUGCUCUGAGUUUUGUCGUUCAAACAUCCAGAAGAACUGCUAUCCGUGCAACAUACUCUGGACAAGUGGCCAAGUCGCUGGUCAGACGUCCUCCUGUCCAACUCAAAUUCCUCAGGGAGACUGGUCAACAAACUUUUCUCAUCAAGUUGGCAGGCUACCUCUUUUUUGGUACGAUUGUUGGAGUUGAGAAUCGCGUGCGUGCCCUUCUCGAGGAAGACGCAUUUACCGAUCGCCCCCUCCGAUUCCUCGUCCUAGACAUGGCCGCAAUCAGUGGGAUCGAUUUUUCUGCUGCAGAAGCCUUCACCCGGAUCAAUCGACUUCUUCAAAAAAGAGGCGUUCAAUUAGUCAUCAGCAGUUUGGAUGUUGAUGGCGAAAUUGGACAGGCCCUUCAAAAUGUCGGUUUGUUUGAAGAUGAAUCGGGGGUGGAAUUCUUUGGAGAUCUUAAUGUCGCUUUGGAGCAUUGCGAAAACAGACUUCUUACGGCGCUGUACCGACAACAGGAGCACCGAAGAACUAAACGCAUCGCCUCCCACCUGGAUGUGCCACGUUCUCAGAGUCAGGAUUUGCCACAGUCCUACAAGGCUGAAUUCAUGGGGAGCUCACCGAGACGAAACAUGCUCCAUCAGGUGGCACAGUCGACACUCGAUGAGGAUAGCUCUACCGCAAGCAAGUGGCAUUCUUUUAAGCAGCCGUUGCCCUUGCUGUUGCAAAUCAUGGCAGACCUGACGAAUAAGAAUGAAGACUUCUGGCACCGGGCCAUCCCAUAUUUUGAACGGGUUACAUUCACAAAGGGAUCUGUACUCUUCAAUGUGGGUGAUUCGCCUAAUGGGUUCUAUCUCCUCGAGGAAGGAAUCCUUCGCGCAGAGUACGAUCUACCACAGGGCAAGUAUUCGGAGUUGAUUGUUGCUGGACGACCGUGCGGGGAGUUGCCGUUCUUCUCGCAGACCACGCGGACCGCAACCAUGGUGGCGGAAAAGGACAGCAUCGCGUGGCAACUGGAUGACAAGAAUUGGCAAGCUAUGCAAAGUCAAGAUUCCGAUGUGGCCCGGGAACUUUUGAUCAUCAGCUUGAAGCUGACCAAGGAAAGAAUGGAUGCUAUCACGUCCUAUGUGUUGACGACUGCGAGUUGAAGUGUUUGACAAAUGUGAAUGAUGGGGUGUAGGUUUGAAUUGAUGCAUAUACUCAGCCUUACGAGACUGCUACAGGGUCAGCGAGCGAAAUGGAAUUGUGUAGCGGGUUGAAAACCAAAUUUGGCAGUGGCAAAAGUCGUUUCAUUCAAGAAAAGCAUGGCGCUCGUGGCAUCGUGAAUUUGAACGGGGAAAACAGCAGAGAUGUAAAAAGUUGCAGGGUCGGUGGGGUCUUGGUUUGGUCUGGACUAGAAAUAUUGACGGGAGUGGCCAAGUGUAGGAUGAUAGCAUUGUAGCGUUUGGAAUAGUAUCAGCGAGACGUAGUGGAAGUGAUAAUAGGAUGAGUUUUCACACAGUCAUGCC
Molecule: messenger RNA, 4283 nt
Organism: Exophiala mesophila
Lineage: Eukaryota; Fungi; Ascomycota; Eurotiomycetes; Chaetothyriales; Herpotrichiellaceae
Exons: 1
Coding region: 720-3923 (1067 amino acids)
Cellular component (GO): membrane
Source: RefSeq, a predicted model, not a curated record